AUUCCACUAAUAACACUUAAACAGUUUCCAAAUAUAUACUCUGAAAAUGACUUCUUUGUCUUCCUUUAAUAUUAAACUUAGUUUGCUUGUAGUAAUAUUUAUAAGUUGUUUGGUUGUUGAAUAUUCUGCUAGUGAUCUUAAUCAAGAUUUUGGUAUUACGUGGGGAAAUGAUAGGGGAAAAAUACUAAAUAAUGGGGAGCUUCUUACUCUUACACUUGAUAAUACUUCUGGCUCUGGUUUUGAAUCAAAGAAAGAAUACUUGUUUGGUAAAAUUGAUAUGCAAAUCAAAUUGGUCCCUGGGAAUUCUGCUGGCACUGUCACUGCUUACUAUUUGUCAUCACAAGGAUCAAACCAUGAUGAGAUAGACUUUGAGUUUCUUGGGAAUUUGAGUGGAGAGCCAUACACAGUGCAUACAAAUGUGUAUACACAAGGCAAAGGUGAAAGAGAGCAGCAAUUUCAUUUGUGGUUUGAUCCUACUGCAGAUUUCCACACUUACUCUGUCCUUUGGAAUCCACAAACGAUUGUAUUUUCAGUGGACAAUGUCCCAAUAAGAGAAUUCAAGAAUUUGGAAGAUAAAGGUGUGGCAUUUCCAAAAUCCCAACCAAUGAAGUUAUACUCAAGUUUAUGGGAUGCUGAUGAAUGGGCCACAAGGGGUGGUUUAAUCAAGACUGAUUGGAGCAAUGCCCCUUUCUCUGCCUCUUAUAGAAAUUUCAAUGCUCAUACUUGCACUAAUAAUUCUAAUUCUUCUUGCUCAAUUUUAGCAGCAAAAUUGGAUCCUGUGAGUCAAGAAAGAUUAAGAUGGGUGCAGCAAAAGUUUAUGAUAUAUAAUUAUUGUACUGAUACUAAGAGAUUUCCUCAGGGUUUUCCUCUAGAGUGUAGUACCACUUAAUAAUAUGUAGUAACUUAAUUAUGAAAAAAAUUAGAAAUAAAAUAUGUAGAAUAUUUAGUCUAUAUUAAUAGCCUCCUCUCUUUCUGUGGCUUUUAUUUUAUUUUAUUUUCUCCUUAAUUUAUGUUGAGGCUUAGCUUUUGUAGCUAAGUGGUAAGGGAGGAAUGUUGCAAUUCUAUGUUUGUUGUUAUUGAAAGUAUUUGUG
This is a messenger RNA of Nicotiana tabacum (common tobacco), 1091 nucleotides long. Its product is annotated as putative xyloglucan endotransglucosylase/hydrolase protein 25. Lineage: Eukaryota; Viridiplantae; Streptophyta; Magnoliopsida; Solanales; Solanaceae. Gene Ontology annotation, cellular component: cell wall; apoplast. The record is from RefSeq and is a predicted model, not a curated record. Gene Ontology annotation, molecular function: xyloglucan:xyloglucosyl transferase activity; hydrolase activity, hydrolyzing O-glycosyl compounds. Gene Ontology annotation, biological process: cell wall biogenesis; xyloglucan metabolic process.